Messenger RNA from Chrysoperla carnea, 677 nucleotides. RefSeq names its product N-alpha-acetyltransferase 20 (gene Naa20A). Gene Ontology annotation, biological process: N-terminal peptidyl-methionine acetylation. The record is from RefSeq and is a predicted model, not a curated record. The transcript is spliced from 5 exons. Gene Ontology annotation, cellular component: NatB complex. Gene Ontology annotation, molecular function: protein-N-terminal amino-acid acetyltransferase activity. Bases 118 to 639 code for a protein of 173 amino acids. Lineage: Eukaryota; Metazoa; Arthropoda; Insecta; Neuroptera; Chrysopidae.
AUUCCAUGAUGGAUUCUCUUCAAAUCUAACUUAACCUUAUCCACCUUAGAAAACUUUUUUGUAGUAUUUAUAAAUUUUGAAUGUUUUCCAAAUAAUUAAUAAGAGACUUACAUCAAUAUGACUACAUUACGACCAUUUACUUGUGAUGAUUUAUUCAAAUUUAACAAUUUAAAUUUUGACCCAUUAACAGAAACUUAUGGUUUAUCAUUUUAUAUGCAGUAUUUAGCUCAUUGGCCGGAAUAUUUCCAAGUGGCUGAAGCACCAUCAGGGGAAAUAAUGGGAUAUAUAAUGGGUAAAGCCGAAGGGUCAGGAGAAAAUUGGCAUGGACAUGUAACAGCUUUAACAGUAGCUCCAGAAUUUCGACGAUUAGGUAUUGCCGCUACAUUAAUGUCAUUUUUGGAAGAACUAUCUGAAAAGAAACGAGCGUAUUUUGUAGAUUUAUUUGUACGAAUCAGUAAUAAAGUAGCAAUACGGAUGUAUAUAAAUUUAGGAUAUAUUGUAUAUCGAGUCGUUCUAGAUUAUUAUGCUGGUGAUCCUGAUGAAGACGCCUAUGAUAUGAGAAAAGCAUGUUCACGAGAUGUUGAAAAAAAGUCAGUCAUACCAUUAACGCAACCAGUCAGACCCGAAGAUGUUGAUUAAACUUAAGUUUGUACUAUUUUAUAAAUAAUUUAAUUCAA